Messenger RNA from Python bivittatus (Burmese python), 1651 nucleotides. The record is from RefSeq and is a predicted model, not a curated record. NCBI's taxonomy places the organism in Eukaryota, Metazoa, Chordata, Lepidosauria, Squamata, Pythonidae.
AGCAGAGAGUGUUUUCUCUUUCGCUGUUUGUCCUCCCAUGCGCUGUCUUGGCCGGUGACUCACAUCUUCUCAAUCUUUCUUUUGGCUGGGUUCACAGAAGUGGAAGGGAGCUGGCCAACUUCAGGGGGCUUUUCUGGAUCUUUUGCCCCGUCUCCAUGGCUCUGUGCAACUCAAGCUUUUAACCUUGGGCUAAGGUCAACUGAACAUGGGCCGCCAUUGUGUGAGUGCCUUUCCAAAAGAGCAAACAGCAGCCCUCUCUCCUCAGGCUUGGCCAGGUUUCUAGGGGGGCUGUAACCCUUCAUGCUCUUCCGAAGUGGUUGAUGUGGACCGGUCCCAUGAUGCUUUCCACUCUUGCGCAGGAGGGCAUGCCAUCAAAGUGGGCCAGAUUUUCCCCUGGCAUACGAGGACUGGGGCAAACCACUGACUGAUGCAGGCUUUUUUCAUUGUGCAGGACUGUUGCUCCAGGAAGUGACCAUGGCUAGCCUACACGAGCAGCGAUUUACAGAAGAGAAGCCACUGCUCCGGGGACAAGAUGCUGAGUUGGAGAAUUCAGACACUUUCCUGCCUGCAGUGGACACUGACUGGAAGGAGCAUGACAUCGAAACGCCAUACGGACUGCUGCACGUUGUCCUUCGGGGAUCCCCCAGAGGAAACCGCCCGGCCCUCCUGACGUACCAUGAUGUGGGGCUCAAUCACAAGCUGUGCUUCAACACUCUCUUCAAUUCUGAGGACAUGCAGGAGAUCACGAAACACUUUGUGGUCUGCCACGUGGAUGCUCCAGGGCAGCAGGCUGGGGCCUCCCAGUUUCCUCAGGGGUACCAGUACCCUUCCAUGGACCAGUUAGCCGCCAUGUUGCCCAGCGUGGUCCAACAUUUUGGGUUCAAAUAUGUGAUUGGAAUUGGAGUUGGAGCAGGUGCCUAUAUCCUUGCCAAAUUCGCUCUGAUCUUCCCAGAUCUGGUUGAAGGCCUUGUUCUGAUUAACGUUGACCCAAAUGCCAAAGGCUGGAUUGACUGGGCUGCCAGCAAGCUCUCUGGCCUGACCAGCACGUUAUCUGACGUGGUGCUAUCUCACCUGUUCAGCCAGGAGGAGUUGGCUAAUAACGUGGAGCUGGUGCAGAGUUAUCGUCAGCAAAUUGCCAGCAUGGUGAACCAGUUCAACUUGCAGCUCUUCUGGAAUAUGUACAACAGCCGCAGAGACCUGGAGAUGAACCGCCCUGGCAGCAUGCCCAAUGCCAAGACGCUCCGCUGCCCAGUGAUGCUGGUGGUGGGCGACAAUGCACCGGCAGAAGAUGGCGUGGUUGAAUGCAACUCCAAGCUGGACCCGACCAUCACCACUUUCCUGAAGAUGGCGGAUUCCGGAGGGCUUCCCCAAGUUACUCAGCCUGGGAAACUGACUGAGGCGUUCAAGUACUUCCUUCAAGGAAUGGGCUAUGUGGCGUACCUGAAGGACCGGCGGCUGAGUGGAGGAUCAGUGCCCUCAGCCAGCAUGACACGCCUGGCCCGCUCUCGCACAGCCUCCCUCACCAGUGCCAGUUCGGCAGAUGGCAGCCGUCCCAGAGCCUGCACCCGCUCUGAAAGCAGUGAAGCCAUGGGCCAGAUCAACCACACCAUGGAGGUGUCCUGCUGAGGGUCCCCGACGCCUUCCCUCGGCC